Molecule: messenger RNA, 990 nt
Organism: Phoenix dactylifera (date palm)
Lineage: Eukaryota; Viridiplantae; Streptophyta; Magnoliopsida; Arecales; Arecaceae
Product: patatin-like protein 2
Biological process (GO): lipid metabolic process
Molecular function (GO): monoacylglycerol lipase activity; glycerophospholipase activity
Source: RefSeq, a predicted model, not a curated record
AUGAGAGGCAGUGAGAGGGUGAGGGAUGAAGAGUUUGAUGGAGAGGAUGUGAGAAUUGCGGAUUACUUUGAUGUUGUUGCUGGAACAAGCACUGGUGGGUUGGUGACCGCCAUGCUCGCUGCUCCAGAUGAGAAUAAUCGUCCACUCUUCACAGCGAAGGAAAUCAAUGACUUCUACCUUGAAAAUUGUCCAAAGAUUUUUCCUAAGAAUGGCAAUGGAAUUUUGGGAUCAGUGAAGAGCUUACUGGGUAGCAUCACGGGACCAAAGUACGAUGGCAAGUAUCUACACUCCAAAGUCAAGCAAUUGCUUGGUGGGAUUAGGCUCCAUCAGACUUUAACAAAUAUAGUUAUUCCCACUUUUGACAUCAAGCCUCUCCAGCCUACCAUCUUCUCCACCUUUGAGGCCAAGAAGGAAGCUUCCAAGGAUGCUUUUCUGUCAGAUAUAUGCAUAUACAUGUUGGCCUUGAAUGAAGUUACACAAGAAUGUUUCCUACAAAAUGCGGACUUCUUUCCAAUUAAGCCAGCCGACUAUGGAAAAUUUCUGGUUCUCUCUUUGGGGACUGGAUCAGCCAAGCAAGAAGAGAAAUUGAACGCAUCCAAGGCGUCCAAGUGGGGCGUGCUUGGAUGGCUAUACAACAAUGGCAUGACACCAUUGAUUGAUAGUUUCAGUCAAGCUAGUUAUGAUAUGGUGGACAUCCAUGCCUCCGUCAUAUUCCAGGCAUUGCAUUGUGAGAGCAACUACCUUCGAAUACAGGAUGAUACUUUGAUGGGCGACAUGGCAUCUGUAGAUGUAUCUUCCAAGGAGAAUUUACUGAAGCUUGCUCAAAUCGGCAAAGAACUGCUAAAGAAACCAGUAUCGAGGAUGAACUUAGACUCUGGCACGUAUGAAGCAGUCGAAAUGGUAGGGACAAAUGAAGAAGAACUCAUCCGUUUCGCCAAGAUGCUUUCCAGUGAAAGACGACUCAGGCUUGGGAAGAUGCCUUUGAAUUGA